Messenger RNA from Aspergillus costaricaensis CBS 115574, 1604 nucleotides. RefSeq names its product 4-hydroxyphenylpyruvate dioxygenase family protein. Bases 159 to 1376 code for a protein of 405 amino acids. Gene Ontology annotation, molecular function: 4-hydroxyphenylpyruvate dioxygenase activity. NCBI's taxonomy places the organism in Eukaryota, Fungi, Ascomycota, Eurotiomycetes, Eurotiales, Aspergillaceae. Gene Ontology annotation, biological process: L-tyrosine catabolic process. The record is from RefSeq and is a predicted model, not a curated record. The transcript is spliced from 4 exons.
CCCGGGACCCCUUUCACCUCUCUGAAAGUAGACCCUAAGUAGCCAGGCGCAUUCCUCUUCAUGAUACAUAAUAUUUCCCUUUGAUACCUCUCUCUUCUAUACCCAAGUAUUAUAGAAUCUCGUUGCUGUUCUUCAUACAACAUACACUCCCCAUCACCAUGGCACCCAGCGCAAUCUCCUCUCCUCCCUCCCCCCAACCAGCUACCGCUACCACCUCCGAUAUCUCCAGCUAUAAGGGGUAUGACCACGUCCACUGGUACGUCGGCAACGCCAAAAUCACCGCCUCAUAUUAUGUCACUCGCAUGGGCUUCAAGCGGGUCGCAUAUCGCGGCCUCGAAACCGGCAGCCGUGCCAUCUGCUCUCACGUUGUCCGCAACGGCGACAUCACCUUCGUCCUGACCUCUCCUCUCCGCUCCCUCGACCAAAUGGAACUCCUCACUCCUGAAGAGCAGAAGCAGCUCCGCGAGAUCCACGAGCACCUCGAACAGCACGGUGACGGCGUCAAGGACGUCUCCUUCGAAGUUGACUCCGUCGACGCAGUAUAUCAAGCAGCCGUGGCCAACGGUGCCAAGAUUGUGUCUGCUCCACGCAGCCUCGAAGAUAAGGACGGGUACGUUCGGGUUGCGACUAUCCAGACGUAUGGAGAGACUACCCACACCCUUCUGGAGCGCAAGUCAUAUUCUGGCGCGUUCCUGCCCGGGUAUCGUGUUGAGGAUGGGCCCGAGGACCCUAUCACCAAGUAUUUGCCCGGUGUAUAUUUGAACCGUGUCGACCACUGCGUCGGUAACCAAGACUGGGAUGAGAUGGACCGUGUCUGCCAAUAUUACGAGAAGGCCCUUGGCUUCCACCGUUUCUGGUCCGUCGACGACAAGGACAUCUGCACCGAAUACUCUGCACUCAAGUCCAUCGUCAUGGCCUCUCCUAACGAAGUCGUCAAGAUGCCCAUCAACGAGCCCGCCGUCGGCAAGAAGAAGUCCCAGAUUGAAGAGUACGUGGACUACUACAACGGCGCCGGUGUGCAGCACAUUGCACUCCUGACCGACGACAUCAUCCGGGACAUCACCAACCUCAAGGCACGCGGAGUCGAAUUUAUCAAGGUCCCCGACACGUAUUAUGAGGACAUCAAGAUCCGUCUCAAGAAGACGGGCUUGGUUCUGCACGAGGACUUUGAGACCAUCCGCAACCUUGACAUUCUCAUCGAUUUCGAUGAGGGCGGGUAUUUGCUCCAGCUUUUCACUAAGCACCUAAUGGACCGCCCAACCGUCUUCAUCGAAAUCAUCCAACGCCACAACUUCAGCGGCUUCGGUGCUGGCAACUUCAAGUCGCUGUUUGAGGCACUUGAGAGGGAACAGGCUCUGCGUGGUAACCUCGUCUGAUUCUUUUUAUUUUUAAUUCUUAGUACAAGAACUGCAAGACAGUUAUUUGAAGGGGAUGGUGUACAAUUCGGCCAGGUUGCCAAGUACAUUGAUUGCUAGUUUUUAUAUUUUUCAUGUUCUUUGGACUUACUAGUACUGUACUGGAUUGAACUGGACUAGUUGAACCCAAACAACAAACAAUACUUCAAGUAAAGAACGAUUCGGGAUACUGUGUAACCAAUCCGUUAU